AUGUCACGUUUACGACGUACCACAACGCCGUCUAGCAACGAUCGUGGUUCAAGGCACAUCUCCCUACGGUCCAGUAAUGUGCCAUAUGCUGAAUAUGAUCUCAUAUCAAGUUUGGAUCGAAUUCAAGAGUUGAUGCGUGUCCUUGAUCGGUUGUUGCCAUCCCCUGAGGUGCUCCGAACUCGUUCGGAGAAGGAUCGUAAACGUUUCGAAUUACUCGGUUCCGUGAUCGAUAGGCUUCGCAUAGUGGAGGCAGACAUGCGCACGAUACUUUCUGAGGGUGGACUCGACAAGGAAUCAUUGCAAAAUAUUUGUGGUGAUGAAACUUGUCUUCAGUUGGCUACACGGCCUUGCGACGCAGGCGUAGGUUAG
This is a messenger RNA of Anisakis simplex (herring worm), 369 nucleotides long. NCBI's taxonomy places the organism in Eukaryota, Metazoa, Nematoda, Chromadorea, Rhabditida, Anisakidae. The record is from the annotation of a GenBank genome assembly.